CAUCACACACGCGUUAUUUGGGGUUCCGGCCCAAUACGUGGCCCAAUCCAUCGGCAUCGGAUCGAACUCCCCCCUCUACCUCCUCCUCGUCUUCCGGCGACGCACGCCGCCGCCGCCGCCGCCGCCGCCUGCCCUCCCUACUGACGUCUCGUCUCCUCCUCCAGAGCAGAGCAGGAGAGCUGAGCCAGGAAGCCACCGAUCAUGGCUGAUUACGAGCAGGAGCAGGAGAUGGAGGUGGAGGCCCUGCAGGCCAUCCUCAUGGACGACAUCAAGGAGAUCGACCCCAGCGAGAGCGGGCUCAGCACCACGGCUCGCUGCUUCCAGAUCGUGCUCUCCCCUCAGGAUGAUGAUUUCGAUGAGUCGGCUUAUGUGCCAGUCCAACUGGCUCUGAUUUUUGCACACACCGAAAAAUAUCCGGAUGAGCCUCCGCUUUUGAAUGUCAAAAGUGUACGAGGAAUGAAAUCAGAAGAUCUUGCAUCCUUGAAAGAAAAGCUUGAGCAAGAGGCAACUGAAAAUCUCGGCAUGGCUAUGGUCUAUACUCUUGUCACAUCGGCACAAGAUUGGUUAAGUGAGAAAUAUGGACAGAAUGCUGGAGAUGGGGAAUCUGAAGAAAAUGAGGCAGAAGAAGAGGAGGUCAUUGUGCCCCAUGGUGAAGCUGUUACUGUAGAGAGCUUUCUGGCUUGGAGAGAUCGUUUUGAAGCUGAAUUGGCGCUACAGCGUGCCAAGCUUAUGCCAGAGUCAGCUCUUACAGCUCCGAAGGAAAAGAAACUCUCAGGAAGACAGUAUUUUGAAAGUGGAAGGCAUACAAUGAAAGGAGCAAGUACCACUGCUGACGAAGAGGAGGAAGAAGAGGAAGACAUCGACUUUGAUGAAGACUUCGAUGAUGACGAAGAGGACAUGCUUGAGCAUUACUUAGCAGAACAGUCAGGCAAGUCGGCCGCUUAAGGCUUCAAAACCAUAGAAGAGAGCAAAAAUGUUUUAGGGAAGCACAAUGUGGUUAUAUAAUAUUAUAGGUGAAGCCUACCAUUUUGUGCGUUUUCCCAUGAAUUGGUUUGCCUGCUGAUGAAUACCUUCGAGAGGUUAUCAUCAAUCUGAUUUGAGUGUAUUAAAGAUGAACAUACAGCGGCUGCGUAAUUUACUUCGUUAUGUAAUCUAUUGUGUUUUUGGUCGGUUUGAACCCACAUUUACCUUCUUGCUGUGAAUGCUGCAUCAUUAAGCAAGUCUGCAAAUUUGACGCUCGAGUUCAAACAAAA
Molecule: messenger RNA, 1253 nt
Organism: Oryza sativa Japonica Group (Japanese rice)
Lineage: Eukaryota; Viridiplantae; Streptophyta; Magnoliopsida; Poales; Poaceae
Biological process (GO): cytoplasmic translation
Molecular function (GO): protein binding
Source: RefSeq, a predicted model, not a curated record